Actinia tenebrosa (Australian red waratah sea anemone) is the source of this 639-nucleotide messenger RNA. RefSeq lists its product as uncharacterized. Lineage: Eukaryota; Metazoa; Cnidaria; Anthozoa; Actiniaria; Actiniidae. The record is from RefSeq and is a predicted model, not a curated record.
AUUAGCUUCAUGAUGAAUUUAGUGGCUCACUAGAUCACACUUAUGGAAAUGCUCAAGURAUUUCGACUUUAUUUUCUUUCUUGGCGAAAAAAGUUAUGUUCAUACUAUGGAAAUGAUAUUGUAAUAGUCAACUUCUUUAAUUAGUAUCAUGAAAGGAUCCAGCUUUUGGGYGUUUUUGAGUAUCUUUAUUAAUUUUGAUUUGUGUGCCGUUUCGAGCCAAAAUAUCCCGACGUUUCCAACACGCGAGAACGAAAUAAGAACUGGACUGUUUUCUAACAUCGAAGGCUUUGCAAAUAUCCAGAUAUUCAAGACCCUUCAAGUGGACAGCUCGAUAACGUGUACUUCUACAUGUCUAGAAGAUUCAAAGUGUCAGUCAGUCAACUACCAAAUAGAUGGCUAUCCCAAACACCUUUGCGAGCUGAGCGAARAGAUAUUUAUAUCAAAAGAUGAGCUGGAUAUAAAAGAAAGGCCUGGUUACAUGCAUAUAUACGCAAUCAAGGUGAAAUAUAUAAUCUCAAAGUAUCUCAUUGCCAUAUACAUAGUAGAAAUGUCUUAUCAGAAUAAUUGGUCAAGGAAAGUGCAGAAUUGGCUCGAGUGGAUUCGUUCAGAAGUAUUUUAACUGAUUUUUAUGAGAUGAUU